AUUGCAAAUACUGUACAGUUUCUUUACUUUCAGGAAAUCUACACUUUGAAGUUUGGGGUGCUUCCUGUACAGAUGGAAAAAGGAGGGAAGACCUUCCAGACUAUGAGGAAUAUCAAGACUGGAUAAAAAAAAAACGUGAUAUGGCAUAUGAGGAACGACAAAGAGAAUUUGAAGAAAGACGAAAUGCUCGACGGAGUAAUGGGAGAGGAAGAGAUGAUGAUAGAGGUUCUCGCUCAUUUAGGCGAGAUUCCUCUCCAUAUGAAGAUAGGAGACGGCGAAGCCCUUCUCCAUAUCAAGAUAGAAGACGACGACCAUCUGUCUCUCCAGAAAGAAGAUAUAGAGGAGGUAUGGACAGAGAAAGAGGGAGGGACAGAGAGAGAAGUCCCCGUGAUCGGGAUGGCUAUGAUCGAAGAGAUAGACAUCACGUAGACUCGCCCCGAGAAUUCUACCGACGCUCUCCACCACCACCUCGAACAUCUAUGUCACCAAGGGAUAGGUACUACUAGGAAAAUUGGAAAUAUUUUGGUUUUUGGAAAGGAAAUAAAAAUGAUUCAGGAUUGCCAGAUACGUAGUUUGAAUUACGUGUUCUAUAUUGCAGCUCCAGUCAUGAAUAUUUAGUAAUCCUACUACUCUACUUGAAUAUAACAUCGAGUUAAUAUUGAAAAUAUUUUUAAUCGUUUGGUAUAUUUAUUUAUUAUAAGGUUGAGAAUCCUGAUACUGUUGAAAUUAUGUAAACACGGAAAUGUUAUGUUUAAAUUUGUCAUUAUAUUAUUUUUAUGUUUAUCUAGUUUUGCUGUUUGUAAGUUAUGACUUAAUUAAUAUGGGAUAAUUCAAGUUUUGAGUCUGUUUCUGUAAGCUUACCUUGGUUUCCUUUUGUUAUUGUAAGCUUUCCUUUUUAUAUAUAAAUCAUUACAUACAUUGAACAUUUACUUAAGUAUUGGAGCUUUAUAAAUAUCACUGGUUACAAAACACUUAGUGCAGUUUGGGUUUUAUCAGUCAGUGGACCCUGUGUAUAUGGAGUUCAUUUCCUUUAGUUAUGUGGAAAGUAAAUCGUAUUAACAGGACAUUGGCAUCUUUUACCAUCACUUCUAAUGGCACAAAAUAGUCAUAAAUACAAAAUUUUAGUAAAAAUGCAAACAUUUUAUUCAAGAUGUAGUAGGGCUAAAAUGCAAAGUGAUUUCUAAGUGGUUUUAUUAGGCAACCCUGAAAAAUUCAAAUAUUCCUGUCCAGCCAUUUAUUCUGAAGUUUGUGGUAUACACUUCAAUGAUGGUAUGAUUUUAAUUCAGUAGUUUUUUAUACUAGGAAUUUAUUGUACUUUACUUUUCUUUAAAAAAUGUAUUUUAUUUUAUUCAUUUUUCAAACAAGUGAUCAGUCUCAAAGCCAUAGGGUCAUAUUUUCAGUAAAUGUUUUUUUUUUUUUUUUUUUUUUUUUUUCAUUUGAGGUUAAAAUUAUUUAUGGAGCUGAAAACCAGUUUUUGUAUGACUGUAGUAGUGGAUAAGAAUAUCUUACAAUAAAGUGAAAUAAGAUU
Molecule: messenger RNA, 1528 nt
Organism: Macrobrachium nipponense
Lineage: Eukaryota; Metazoa; Arthropoda; Malacostraca; Decapoda; Palaemonidae
Product: peptidyl-prolyl cis-trans isomerase sig-7-like
Exons: 4
Coding region: 141-506 (121 amino acids)
Source: RefSeq, a predicted model, not a curated record